Messenger RNA from Leptinotarsa decemlineata (Colorado potato beetle), 581 nucleotides. It is a transcript of the gene IRSp53, whose product is annotated as Insulin receptor substrate 53 kDa. Gene Ontology annotation, biological process: positive regulation of actin filament polymerization; actin filament bundle assembly; actin crosslink formation. The record is from RefSeq and is a predicted model, not a curated record. Lineage: Eukaryota; Metazoa; Arthropoda; Insecta; Coleoptera; Chrysomelidae. Gene Ontology annotation, molecular function: protein binding. Gene Ontology annotation, cellular component: cytosol; nucleoplasm.
GUGCCGCCGCUGCUUCUCGCAUGUACGUGGAUGCAAUCAGCAAACUGGCACGACAGGCUCAACAAGGGACUUGGGGCGGCUCUUCUGACAUCGGUGCAGCACUUCUGAAAAUUGUGGAAGUUUACAAAGAAAUUCAGGACCAACAAAUGAACAUUCUCAAGGCGUUUUAUGUUGAUCUUCUAGUACCUCUCGAGACAAACUUAGAGAAAGACACAAAGGUUGUUCAGUCGGAGCAGAAACGAUUUCUACAACAACAUAAACAACGCUCCGAGACGUACAGCAAGGCAGCUGCGAUGAUGAAGAAACAAAGGAAGAAAUCUAGAGGGUCCACUAAAACCGGACUGGCCAUGGAUAAAGAACUUAAGGUAAUAGUAGUUUCGCUUUAUAGUGCCAUGACACAGGAGAGAAGAAGAUAUGGAUUCGUUUUGGAGAGACAGUGUUCUUUGUCAAAACACUACCUCUCCUAUUAUAGCCAUGGUGUUGACGCCUAUCAAGAAAAUAUCGAAAAAUGGUCAGAUGUAGCAAAAACAAGAGAAUAUCUACCAGAAGCAGUUGAAAAUAUCUUCAGUAACAGACUAAGG